CUUGAGUAUGUUGCAGGUCUCCAAGUAGGAAAAGAACAUUGUCUUUUCAGAAUUUGUAAAAACUUAAGCCAUAUUCUGGCACUACGAUGGCUUGUUGUAAGUCCAAAUGCAAGCUUUCAACAAAGAUCAUACCGGCAACUGUUGCCUGGUCACUCCUGAUUGGAUGUACGGCCAUUUUCUUCGUGUUCGUGAGCCCCCACCUGUUGCAUUACCACUUAGUGAUCAUAGUCUACCAGGGCAUCCUUACACUGUUUGUCAUCAUGAAUUUUGGCCUAGCAACCUUCAUGGACCCUGGAGUCUAUCCCAGAGCCCAUGAAGAUGAGCAGACAGAUGAUGACUAUAGGGCACCAUUAUAUAAGAAUGUGGACAUUAAGGGCAUCACUGUACGUAUGAAGUGGUGCAGUACCUGUCAGUUCUACAGACCCCCUAGAUGUUCUCACUGUAGCGUCUGUAAUAACUGCAUUGAGACUUUUGACCAUCACUGCCCUUGGGUGAAUAACUGUGUAGGAAAAAGGAACUACAGAUUUUUCUUCCAAUUUCUGCUCUCGUUGACGCUACAUAUGAUCAGCAUAUUCAUUUGGUGUCUUCUAUACGUGCUAGAUCAUAAAGAGAAAAUCGUUACCAUAGAGAAUAUCUCUGCUAUUUGUGUUAUGAUAAUCAUAGGGCUACUCAUUGUUCCUGUAUGUGGUCUUACUGUGUUUCAUAUGGUGCUAGUAUCUAGGGGAAGAACUACGAAUGAACAGGUGACAGGAAAAUUCCGUGGUGGCCAUAAUCCAUUCACUCGCUCCUGUUCGGAUAAUUGUAAAUAUACUUUGUGUGGACCCACAUAUCCCAGGGUCGUUGGUAGAGCUAGAAAAUUACGAACAAUAAACAUAGACGCUUCUAAGGUAACUUAUGUGACGUCAGAGAAAAAUGUGAAAAUUUAUAUGGAAGAUAGCAAUGGAGUAAAAGCUGCGAAUACAUAUAGCCAGUUUAACGCCCUGGCACCUCUAGCUAAAUGCAGCCUGCCUGUGGUCAACACAGUCCCUCAUUAGAUUCUGCCAGGGGAUUCUCCUCGCGUGAUGAACCAGCAUCAGUCUUUGUGCCAAAAACUGGAUCAUAUAACAAUCUUUUUGAUAACACCUCCCAGGCCAGCCGUGCCAGUAGCACCACCCCCGCCCCGGAGCUGGAGCGCGAGUACCACCCCCGUCCUGGUCACCGAACCCCACCCUCAAGGAUCAUUGUCAGGACGCCUCCUCCAAAAGCUCGUGGAGUUGAAAUGAAACAAACUUAUGCUCCUAUGGCUCCACAGGAGAAGCUAUCUCCAAGGAUACGACGCAGCGGAGCUGAGUCACCAGAUUGCGCUCUUGCUAGCGAUGAAAAAUAUCCAAAUAUGUCCAGUUUAGGAUCCAGAGAUAGACUGGCCCCAGUGACUCAAGUUAAGCCAACCAAUUAUUCAGUCACUGCUAACGGCAGUGGGAACGCACAUUCUUACCCCAUGGCAGCCACAGCCAAUCAUAAACCAAGGGGGACUCAGGGCGCCACUAGAGUAGCUGGGAAACCCCCCCACCCUCAGGGUAGUGUAGACAUUGUCGGUCAGCGAGCUGCCGAGGCUGGACAUCAUAAAAAAUACCAUGAACCCCGGGGUCAUGUAGACAAUAAAGCGCCAUCUAGUAGUGGCGGUGAUAAAGCUCAGCAGGACAAAGUAUCCCAGCUACUCUCAGCAAACACAACAUUUAGACGGCCCGUGUCUUUCGUCAAAGCGCUAGAAAUGUCUGAAUCUUUAGCAUCACAGGAAAAACAGCAACAACAACAAAGACAGAAAAACAAAGAACCAAGUAGUAAAAGUUCAGAUUACGGAUCCACUUAUGAAAUAUCAGUGUAGUUAUAGAAAACCUCUCUUAUGGAGAACCACUGUUUUGGAGAACCUCUCUUAUGGAAAACCUCUCUUAUGGAGAACCACUGUUAUCGAUAACUUCUGUUUUGGAGAACCUUUUUUAUGGAGAACUCCAAUACGGAGAACCUCUCUUAUGGAGAACCUCUGUUCUCAUGGAGAACCAUUGUUUUGAAGCACCUCUGUUAUGGAAAACCUCUCUUAUGGAGAA
Owenia fusiformis is the source of this 2084-nucleotide messenger RNA. NCBI's taxonomy places the organism in Eukaryota, Metazoa, Annelida, Polychaeta, Sabellida, Oweniidae. The record is from the annotation of a GenBank genome assembly.